Molecule: messenger RNA, 1081 nt
Organism: Leptopilina heterotoma
Lineage: Eukaryota; Metazoa; Arthropoda; Insecta; Hymenoptera; Figitidae
Product: glycine-rich protein 23-like
Exons: 3
Coding region: 112-600 (162 amino acids)
Source: RefSeq, a predicted model, not a curated record
UUCUUAUAUUUACCAUAUUCUGGCAAGCAACUUUAUAACGGAAAGAUAGUAUAAAAGAACUGUCAAUCGAAAGUCCACACAUCAGUUGAAAGUUGCAUUUAGAUAAAUAAUAUGAAGCUCCUGUUAAUUUUGCCGUUAUUAGUGGUCCUAGUUUCGGGCAGUACCUACGACGAUGCAACAAAUCGCGAGGAGGUGAAUAAUUUUGAAUCCGAUAUUCCUGUUUUGGAAUCGUACAACGGGGAAAGUUCGGCGGAUAAAAUAAUUCAGAAAAGAAGUUACGGCUUAGGAUUGUGGGGUGCAGGCGGCCUCGGAUGGCCUAUAGCUAGUUCUGGAUGGGGCUAUGGACUUAAUUUAGGCCAUGGGAUUGGUUUAGGACAUGGCAUUGGUUUAGGACACGGCAUUGGUUUAGGACACGGCAUUGGUUUGGGCCAUGGACUUUCAUAUGGACAUGGAGGAUGGGGCGGCGGCGGCGGUUGGGGUGGAUGGGGUGGACUGGGUGGAUUGAGUGGUGCAAGUUUAGGUUGGCACGGAGCUUGGUAUCCAAAAGUGCCCUUAAUAUACGGAGGCUAUGGUCUUAGUGGUUGGCAUCAUAGAAGAUAAAUUCUCCUGAGAUGAUGAAUAAUAAUUACUUCUAAUUUAUCAUUUUCAUUUAUAGAAAGAGGGAAAAAUCUUUUUUCCUUCUGUAUUCAUUUUGUCAAAGUUCCUUUAAUAUUUAUAAUUUUAUAAUCGUUAGUUUCGAUAAUCAUUUUCCAAUAGAAUAUGAAUAAAAAUAAAAUGGAAAAAUAAAAAUUAAAAAUAAAAAUUAAAAGUAAAUAAAUAUUCAAAAUAAAUAAAAUAAAAUACUCAAUUAGUUGAUAGUAUUUUGUGUAUAUUAAAUAAUCUCGUUGAUAAUUUUAUAAUAAAUUAGAAACAAUUUUGAUAGGAUUGUAAUGAUAUUGAUAGAAUUAUAAUGGUACUGAUAGAAUUGCAAUUUCUUUGGUAGAAUUGCAACUGAAUUGAUAGAAUUGUAACUGAAUUGACAGAAUUGUAAUCGAAUUGAUAGAAUUGUAAUUGAAUUGAUAGAUUUGUAAUCGUAUUGACA